AUGGACUCUCUGGAUGGGUAUUAUAAUGGAAGUUUCGAGCCACAGAUCCAUGAUGGUGUGGAACGAGAACCGCCAGCCUGUCUGUACUCCAGGCGUACAGAACCGGUGCCGUAUUUAGAGCUGCAAAGUAACACAGCACUUGGGAAUCUGGACAGAGAUUUAGCUCCCUAUGAGCUGCCGUCCUGUCAGCAUGCCCCUUCACCCGGGUAUCUCCAGGCAGAAGGCCCACAGGCUGAUGCCUUCCAUCCGAGGACUGAUGAGACAACGGCGCACUUGGCCUUUCCAUGGAUGAGAGCUUCAAGAUCUCAAAUCUGCCAGGCACCCAUGACAGGCGGGUUUCUGUGCGAAGACCUGGACGAGCAGAAGAGAAGCCGCACAGCAUACAGCAGGGCACAGCUGUUAGAGCUGGAGAAAGAGUUCCUGUUUAACCGCUACAUUUCCCGACCUCGCAGAUACGAGCUGGCAACGAGCCUGAACCUCACCGAGCGCCACAUUAAAAUCUGGUUUCAGAACAGACGUAUGAAGUGGAAAAAGGAGGAAGCGAAGAGGAGCAGAGGCACGAGGAACCAAGAGCUCCACGAACAAGACGCAGACUCGACUGUAUGAAACCCGGCUCUGAAGGAGGAGACCUUUAUCUGAGACGCAUAAAGCCUAGGUUUAACUAUAUUACAAUGUAAUAUUUUUAAUGCGCCUAAAGGGCGUGGCAAAAUUCCCGACAGCAAAAGUUCGACCUUCGAUCUUGAAUGAUGUAUUACAGAAUUCCUGUGUGUCCACAUAAACUUAGCUACACUACAGAGCUCAAACGUUUGUGGACAAUCGAUGAUCACUCCCAUAUGUGCACGUUCAAUUCCAGAAAUAUUCCCCCUUUGUUAUUAUAAACAAGGUUCUGACCAGGUUUUCCACUAGAUGUUGGAGUGUGUCUGUGGGGAUUAGUGGUCAUUCAGCUACAAGAGCAAUAGUGAGAUCAGACACUGAUGUUGUGAGAGUGAGGAGAUCUGGGGUUCAGUUCAGAUCUAGUUGAUCCCAUUGGUGUUCAGUGGAGUCAGAGUAAGGGCGCUGUGCUUCCACUCCAACCUUCACACUCCAACCUUAACACACCAUGUCUUCAUGGAGCUCUGUGUGCUUUGUGCACAGGGGCAUUGCCAUUCAGAACAAUACUACAAUCUACAUACACUACCAGUCAAAAGU
Messenger RNA from Hemibagrus wyckioides, 1188 nucleotides. Its product is annotated as pancreas/duodenum homeobox protein 1-like. Gene Ontology annotation, cellular component: nucleus. The record is from RefSeq and is a predicted model, not a curated record. Gene Ontology annotation, biological process: regulation of transcription by RNA polymerase II. Gene Ontology annotation, molecular function: DNA-binding transcription factor activity, RNA polymerase II-specific; RNA polymerase II cis-regulatory region sequence-specific DNA binding. The transcript has 2 exons. NCBI's taxonomy places the organism in Eukaryota, Metazoa, Chordata, Actinopteri, Siluriformes, Bagridae. Bases 1 to 606 code for a protein of 201 amino acids.